AUGUACAGAGCUUAUCUGCAGGAACUGAACAGAAUGGCUUCAUCAAAAGCAUCUAGCAAGUUAAAGGCUAUAUUGUUUCUGGGAACAGUCAGAGAAAAUCGAGUUGGAUUACGAGUUGCAAGAUUUAUGAAGAAACAGCUUGAAAAAAGAAAUUAUGAGGUUGAAAUGUUUGAUCCAUUAGAGAUGAAAUUCCCCAUGCUGCAUAAGCCAGUACAUUUCUAUGGACCAGAAAGAAAGGGAUGUCCUCAGUGGCUUCUGGAUGCUGAGAACAAAGUCAAGGCAGCUGACGCUUUCAUUGUUGUAUCUGGGGAAUACAACCAUUCCAUACCACCAGCAUUGUCUAACAUGCUAGAUCAUUUUCCUGGAUCAAUUUUUUCAUAUAAACCCAGUGCAAUAGUGUGCUAUUCUCCAGGUAUUUAUGGAGGAAUGAGGGCAGCCAUGGCAUUGAGACCACUGCUCAGUGAAAUAGGAACAUUAUCUGUCUCUAAUAUAUUUGGGAUUCCAGAAGUUCACAAAGCCCUGGACGAGGAAGGUGCCCCCAAAAAUGACCAUAUGGAAAAAGGUGCAGGCAAACUUCUCGACCAGUUAGAUUGGUAUGCAACGGCCAUGAAAAAUCAUAGGAACACUGCAGGAGUACCUCAAUAAAUUGUCUUUUCAUUUUAGGACUUAGUCAAAAUCUAGAUAUGAAUUUUUGUUGUUUUAAAGUUGAAGUUUACUCGGUUAUUACUGAUUGUUUGAAUAUAUACUAAAUAUAUUUGCAGUGCAAUGAUUUUAACAAAAAUCUAAUUACUGUAAACCAACUGAUUUUCACAUAUACUUUAUUUCUAGUUAAGCCCUAAGCAAUUUAAUUUCAAUAUUUUCAAGUGUACUUGAUGUAGUAAAAUAAAGAAAGAUUUGAAAGUUAAAUUUACAUACUGUAUUCAAGAUGAUUUUUAUUCAUGUUAUUUUUCUACUUGAUUAAAUCGUUCACGAAAAUUAGUUGGUUUACAGUGUUUAGUUACAAGGCUUGAAAUUAAUGCUAGCAAACUGGCAAACAUGCAAGAUGAAACUUUCAGACUCUUACCCUUUGUUUGUUGCAAAAAAAGUGACUAGCAACAGUUUGGUUUUAUGCCAAGUUUGAAUAAAAGCAACAAUAUUGACUAUUAUUGGAAUUUAAAUGAUAACAAAUGUCAUUUCAGAAGUGUUAAAGUUUCUUAGUUUUUCUUUAUAGUACAGCUUCAAAUUACCAUUUCACAUGCAACAUUAUAAUAUGUGAGUUUUGGUAAAAGUAAACAAAUUAUAAUGGGUUAGCAAAUGUAUGAUAGUAAGAUUUAAGUAUAUAUUUACUAGCAAAAUUUGCUUCUUGUGUUAUUUUCUUGCCCUGAGACAUAAUUAUUAUAUUUUCUACUUGGUUAAUAGAGUUUACCAUGUUAAUUAUGUAGUAUUAUUUUUUCUUGUAAUAUAGUUUAAACAUUUCAUUAUUAAUUGUUACGAUUAAGAGUCAAACCUGCUAUAAAGGUCACCUUGAUUUAUAAAGGAAAAAAAUUCUCGUCAGAUCACCCUCUUCAUUUCCUGCUAGUAAUACAUAUGAAACAACAGGAUCCAACAGCAUGGAGACCUUAUUGACGCAAAAAAGAUGGAGAUGGAUUGGCCAUGUUCUUAGAAGACCAGCAGAGGACUUGACCAGAGUUGCCCUAAGAUGGACACCUGAGGGGAAAAGAAAGAAAGGACGCCCCAAAACAACUUGGAGAAGAACAGUUGAAGCUGAAAUGAAAGAACAUGGAAUCAGCUGGGGCGAAAUAGAAAAGAAAGCACAGAACAGAGAUGAGUGGAAAGAUCUAGUCCUUGCCCUAUGUGCCUCCGGGCAUAAUAAGGACUAGGUAGGUAGGUAAGGUAAUACAUAUGCAUUUUAAACAUCAAUUAAAAGGUUACUUACAAUAACAUAAACAGCACCAAUUGUAUUGCAGCAGAUGCUAAUAGACCCAAAUAUUUAAAAAUCCAAAAUUUAUUCAAAAAUUAAAGAGCUGUUAAAACCAAAAAAUACAAAAAGUAAAGCCAAAGCUGGGCAAGGAAGCUUUGUAUGAGGAAGAUAUAUUCUUUAAUUUAAAAUAUUUUCCAAAAUUUUGUAACAAAUUUCAAUAAGGCAAGUUUUCUCUAGUUACAACGGUGACCUUUAUAUGCAGGUUUGACUGUAUAUGGAAAUAAAUGUACUAAACAUCCAUUGCAUAAUAUUGAUCAUAUAAAUGUCAACAAUGAUAGGGGAGGUAAUUGAGAAUAAUAUAUUUUAUUUUAUAUAUAUUUUAGGUCUUAGAUAUUAAUUUCGUAUUCAUUUUUAGAAAUGUUGUAAGACAGGGAUACAAGUGGGAUGAGCUAAGAGAAAUUAAUAUCGUGUAAAAAUUUGGCACACGGAUAACUAAUUUAUACAACUUGGUAAAUAAUGUGCCAUUACAUUAAAUCUGUCAUUAACAAUAUUUUCAUAAUCAUCUAUCAACUUUUCAUAAGACAGUGACCAUUCAUAAUUUCUUCUUUUUUCUGGGGGAGGUUUUUUUUUAAUGAUUUUUUUUUUCUGAAUUUCUUGAAAAAUAAUUAUUUGUCCUUAGGGAAAAAACAUGCCCCCCCCCUUUCCCCCUAAAAAAAGAUAUGUGCCUAAAUUUAGAGACAUUUGUAAUGUUUUGCUCAUUAUGAUGAGUGAUUGUUAACUGAAUCACAUUGUGUGAACUGUAACAUAGCAAUUUUUUAACAAUGGUAAAUUCCAACUAAGUGUAUAUCUAACAGUAUUGAAUGCUUUCCAUUUUAAAUUUUCCUUGGAGUUUGGUAUUUUUGUUAUUUUACUUUUUAUUGUGCUUUUAAUGUGCAGAUAUUUCAGUAUGAACCAACAUUUCUCAGGACUAUUUUUUAGGGGAAUGAUAUGUCAUGAAAUAAUUUUUUGAGUGGAAUGAAGUGUCAUGACAUUAUUCUUGGAGUGUCAAAAAAUGUUAUGACAUUAUUCUUGGAGUGUAAUAAAAAGUGUAAUAAAAUGUCAUGACAUUAUUUUUUAAGUGGUAUAAAAUGUCAUGACGUUAUUCUUGGGGUGGUAUAAAUUGUCACGACACUAUUCUUGGAGUGGUGUAAAAUGUCAUGACAUUAUUCUUGGAGUGAUGUAAAAUGUCAUGAUAUUAUUCUUGGAGUGGUAUACAUUGUCAUGAUAUUAUUCUUGGAGUGGUAUACAAUGUCAUGACAUUUUUCUUGGAGUGGUAUACAAUGUCAUGACAUUAUUCUUGGAGUGGUAUACAAUGUCAUGACAUUAUUCUUGGAGUGGUAUACAAUGUCAUGACAUUAUUCUUGGAGUGGUAUACGAUGUCAUGACAUUAUUCUUGGAGUGGUAUACAAUGUCAUGACAUUAUUCUUGGAGUGGUAUACGAUGUCAUGACUUUAUUCUUGGAGUGGUAUAAGAUGUCAUGACAUUAUUCUUGGAGAGGUAUACAAUGUCAUGCAUUUUUUUCAUGGAAUGAUCAUAACAAUAGCAAUUUUUGAUAUUGUUGUAAUUUCAUAGUAUUUUCUUACAUAAAUGUUUUAAAUGAAACAUUGCAUAAUUAAAAUGAUACCUCAAUCAAAAGUUUAAUGUGACAGUUUCAAGGCAGUAGUUAAGGGACUGUUGGAACUUGGACUGCCAGUGAACAGUUGACCACCAACCUACAUUUUAUUUGCUAUUAACAUCAUGACAUUAUGACAUUGAUCUAUUGCCACUGUACUUAUGUAAUAAUAAUUUCUCAGCCAGUUUAUUUAAUAGAAAUUUGGUUAGAUCUGAUUUUUUUUUUGCCAUUGUAAUGGGCUCAGUGAUAAGGUUUGAUAAGGGUUACCUUAUCUCUGGUGAUAUUCAGUUUACAAUUGACUAUUAUAUGUUGUUUAUUUAGAAAUUUUUGCAUUUUUUUCAAUUCUUGGGAAAAAUAUGAUUGAAUUUAUCAGUUAAUUAAAGGUCUUAAUUUACAUUCAAAUUUUAUUAUUUAUAUGUAGCAUUUUCUAAAAUACUUUUAAAUUAAUCUCACAUAUUUUGUGUGUUUAUCAACAUUUACAUUUUUAAAUGAACACAUUAAUUUCUGUGUUUACAGUGUAUAUUUAGUGAUAUUUUAGUUCUUUUUUACUUAUUUAUCAUUUCUACUUUUUGUAUGUUUUCUUUUAGAUGUUUUUUUUUGUUUAAAUAAUGAUAUGUGUUCAUUUUCCAUGAAUUAAAAUAAUCCAGUUGCAAUCCGUACUUUAGUUUUGAUUAUAUGCUAUAGAUCAGAGCUAAGUUAUUAUGUUCGUUUGUUUUGUUAAACACAUUUUUGUCAAUAUAAUGAAAUUUUAUGCAACUGUCAUACAAGUGAGAGGUUUGGCUAGCUGUAAAACCAGGUUUAAUCCACCAUUUUCUACAUAAGUAAAUGCCUGUACCAAGUCAGGAAUAUAAAAUUUGUUUUUUAUUCGUU
Molecule: messenger RNA, 4421 nt
Organism: Mytilus californianus (California mussel)
Lineage: Eukaryota; Metazoa; Mollusca; Bivalvia; Mytilida; Mytilidae
Product: NADH-dependent flavin reductase subunit 2-like
Exons: 3
Coding region: 1-645 (214 amino acids)
Cellular component (GO): cytosol
Molecular function (GO): FMN binding; oxidoreductase activity
Source: RefSeq, a predicted model, not a curated record